Molecule: messenger RNA, 2815 nt
Organism: Scleropages formosus (Asian bonytongue)
Lineage: Eukaryota; Metazoa; Chordata; Actinopteri; Osteoglossiformes; Osteoglossidae
Product: calpain-5
Exons: 14
Coding region: 248-2368 (706 amino acids)
Biological process (GO): proteolysis
Cellular component (GO): cytoplasm
Molecular function (GO): calcium-dependent cysteine-type endopeptidase activity
Source: RefSeq, a predicted model, not a curated record
AGAGACACACAGGAGCACAGUGGGGGACCAGGUACGACGCUCCACUGGCAGCACUGUGAGGCCUCAGAGGCUCGGCUCAGCACAUACAGCGCGGACAGACGUGUGAAAAGAGGGAGCGUGAGUCCAGGCCGGGGGCACAGCAUUCAGGAGGAGGUGCUGCCUUCCGCUCCACAACUGGACUCUGCUGCUCCAAUGAGCCAGAGGAUCCUCACGGCAAACGGUGGAGCACUGAGACGCCUCCAGCAGGAUGCCGGAGAGGGUGCACAGGUUCCAGGGUCAGUGUUACUACAAACUGAAGCGGGCUUGUCAGCACCGGGGGGUUCUUUUCCAGGACCCCCUGUUCCCCCCAGCAGCCCAGUCACUCUUCUACCAACGGCCACCCCCACCAGGACUUGCCUGGAAAAGACCCCGGGAGCUCUGCAAGGACCCCCGGCUCUUUGUGGACGGCAUUAGCACACGGGACCUGCACCAGGGCAGUCUGGGUAACUGCUGGAUGGUGGCAGCCACGUCUUGCCUUGCCACGGAGUCGUCCCUCUGGAAGAAGGUCAUCCCAGAUCACACAGAGCAGGAGUGGAACCCAAAACGCCUGGAUCUGUACGCAGGGAUUUUCCACUUCCGCUUCUGGCGCCUGGGUCGCUGGGUGGAUGUGGUGGUCGACGACCGUCUCCCGGUCGGCCAGGAUGGACAGCUGCUCUUCUGCAGAUCCGCGUCCCCCCGCGAGUUCUGGAGCGCCCUGCUGGAAAAGGCCUAUGCCAAGUUGAACGGCUGCUACGAGGCCCUGGAGGGGGGCAACACGGCCGAGGCCCUGGUGGAUUUCACUGGGGGGGUCUCAGAGCCACUGAGCCUGGACAGGAAGCUGUUGGUCGGCCGCGCAGACAAGAGGAAGGUGCUGUUCCAGACACUGGCACGAGCCCACAGCCGCCAGGCCCUCAUCACCUGCUCCAUUCGGCCAGCCGAGGGGGAGGCGGUCGAGUCGGUGCUGUCCUGCGGUUUGGUCUGUGGUCACGCGUACGGGAUCACAGCGGUACGGAAGGUCAGGCUCGGGGAGCGACUGCAGAGCCACUGUGGAACCACCUGGGUAAACGUGGUGCGGAUGCGGAACCCCUGGGGUACGAGCGAUUGGACCGGCGCCUGGAGCCAGGGGUCAGAGCAGUGGCAGCUGGCAGGGCGUGUGGAGCUCGAGAGAAUGGGCAUCAUAGUGAGAGAUGUUGGAGAGUUCUGGAUGGAGUUUGAUGACUUCUGCCGUUUCUUCACGGACGUCGUGGUGUGUCGAGUGGCUGAACGCCGUCUGCUGUGGCCUCGCUCCCACUGGAGGGAGGUCCGCUGCCACGGGGAGUGGAAACUUGGCCCAGCGGACACCCCAGGGGCGACCGAGGCCGUCGGGGAGGCCAGCAGACCAGGGCCCCCCCUCUGUCCCCGAGGAGACAAGAAGGAGCAACAGCUGGGAGAAACACAGGGGGACAGGAUGGCGGAAGGAGGCAAGGAGAGUAACAGCGUCUCCGUGCGCAGCGAGAGGAGUGUGAUGUCCGAAGACGGGAGCGGCCGACACACUGACAGGAGGAGCCGCUGCGGGGGAUGCAUCAACCAUCGAGACACCUUCCUAAACAACCCUCAGUUCCUGUUUGAGGUACGGGGCCACGGGGACGAGGUGCUGAUCUGCUUGCAGCAGGAGGACAGGAGGAUCUGGAGGAGUGCAGGAGGAGGCGAGAACUUGCCUAUUGGCUUUGAGGUGUUGAAGGUGGAGGCGAACCGCUCCAGCCGUGUGCAAUGUGUAGGUGAGCAAGCUGCCAGCUCUGUGUACAUGGACUCGCGCAGCGUGGCCCUGCGCGUGACCCUGGCACCUGCUCGCUACGUCCUGCUGCCCACAACCUUCCACCCUGGCAGCACUGGCCGCUUCCUCCUGCGGCUCUUCUCGCACUCCCGCAUCCAACUCAGGCAGCUGGAGAACGAGCUUCCCUGCUCUUCUCUGUACCGGUGCUGGGGGGUCCAGGCCUGCAUGGUCACCACGGUCCACCUGCAGCGAGCAUCUGGACUGAGUGAGGCCAAACACACAGCUGCUGCCAUUUACGCCAUCAUACGAUGCGAGGAGAAAGCAGUGAGGACACGUGUCUUCAAGCACGAUAGCAACCCCAAGUUCAACACCAAGGCCAUCUUUUACCGCAAAUACCCAGACUCACACAUACGUAUCGAGAUCUGGCGCCAGGGACGGCUGUGGGAUUCUCUGCUGGGUGCAGCCAAGCUGCAGACCGGAGACAGCGAGAGGGGGCGCAGGCGAGUCAUCGAUCUGCAGGGGGGCCAGAUGCGCUCGGGGACGCGGGGGAGCGUCUGCGUGGAGACUUCCUCCAGCCAGCGCCUCACUGAUCUGUGAGGAGCCGCAGCCAUCAUCCCCCCCACUGGAUGUCCACAAGCACCAUGACUGCAGGUGUACAGUCACGAGCGGCAAAGAAGCCCAAGUGUGAACGAGGAGAGGAAGCGAUGAGGACGAUCUCCGGUGAAACGAAUGUUGAUGAGACGAAGCUGAGGGCGGCAGGGCGUACGACAGGCCUCUCAGUCUGGCGCCAGUUUGACAGCCAUAGAGCGGAGUCGUGGACCAAGAGUUCGUAUUUUAACAUGGACGCUGUCACUUUCAACUGGGUACAGCAGCAGUCCUGCAGAGACCAUGUGAGGUUAUUUGCAGAGGAAGUGCAGGACAACAAUGGUCUUUUCUUUAUGUCUCCUUCUGCUGGUCAGAGCAAGAACCUUAAAUACUGUAGUACAACAGUGCUGCAGCGGUGCCGAGGACUGGAAAACUGUGUUUUACAAAUUAAUAAAAAUG